Messenger RNA from Poecilia latipinna (sailfin molly), 2049 nucleotides. RefSeq names its product probable inactive serine/threonine-protein kinase scy2. The annotation marks the transcript as partial. The record is from RefSeq and is a predicted model, not a curated record. Lineage: Eukaryota; Metazoa; Chordata; Actinopteri; Cyprinodontiformes; Poeciliidae. The transcript has 12 exons.
CUUCAGUCUGUCACCAUGUUGUCAUUUGUGUUGCUGCUGCUGUUAAUCAGCGGAGCUGAAGCUGCUUUUUAUGGCGCCGCCUUUAGUGUUUCUGUUGGAGACCUUCAGUCAGAUGGAUACCUAUCAACCCUAGAGUACAGGUUGAGCUCCAGCUCAUGUGAAGAGUUCGACUCUUUGUUUUGUGGUGGAGACUGUAGAGGGUAUCCAGUUUAUCUAAUCGAUGAAAGCAGAGGUGAAUGGUGUCAGAAAGUACAUUCUCCAAGUUUCUCCCUGUACCCUUCAAUCCUGACUAUCUAUGAUUCCGUGUUUUCUGCUACAAACUGGACAGAAAACAGAAAUGGGAUUGGCUCAUCAAGAAUUAGAUGGCACUUUGACUGGAGAAUCCGUUCUGACAUCAACAAACCAGGCUCAUCACCCCAGACCACCAUCAUCCCUCUGGUCAGAGUUCCUUCGAACUGUCAGAGAAACAUCAACCUGUUGGUCUCUGACCCGGAUGGAGACGACGUCAGAUGCAGAUAUGCAGCCGGAUCAGAGUGUUUCACCUGCACUCCUCCGUCUGUCCUCAGUGUCUCAUCAUCUUGUUCUCUGUCAUUCAGUCCCACUAUCAGCAGUGAUGAAGGUCUGUAUGCGGUUCAGAUGAUGAUGGAGGAUUUUCCCAGACAGAACAUCACUCUGACUGACCGCUAUACUAGUGUACAGUCAGUGAUGACACCCAGCAAUCCCAUGUACAAGAUCUCUCUCCAGUUUGUUUUCAGAGUGGAUCCUGCAGCUCCGUCCUGCACAGCAGGUGAAUAUCUGCCCAGGUUUCUGCCUCCAACUCCUGAACAUGGAGCUCAGAUCCACACCAACGUUAGUGAGACUCUGGAAAUCAGCGUCAGAGCAGAAGCUACCCAGGCUGAGAUCACUGAGCUUCUGUUCAGCGGACCGCCAGGUGUAACCAAGAGUUCAUCAGGAUCAGGAAACUUCAGGCUGACAUGGACACCAAUUGACAGUGGCAGAGGACUGAAGAAAACUCUCUGCUUUGUUGUCCAAGCAAACUCCUCUGGCUCUGUGUACCAGUCUGACCUUCGGUGCGUCUUUGUGACGGAUGGAGAAAGUCCACCAACUGUUUCCCCUCCGAUUGUAGCUGCUACCACGAUUACACCCAGUAUGACCACACCUCUAUUCACAACUACACCUCCACCACUACAACUCCACCAACUACAACUCCACUACUACAACUCCACCAGCUACACCUAUAACUACAACUCCACCAGCUACAACUCCACCAACUACACCUCCCCCAACUACAACUCCACCAGCUACACCUAUAACAGCUACACCUCCACCAGCUACACCUCCACCAACUACACCUCCCCCAGCUACAACUCCACCAACUACACCUCCACCAGCUACACCUAUAACAGCUACAACUCCACCGGCUACACCUAUAACGGCUACAACUCCACCAAAUACAACUCCACCAACUACAACUCCCCCAGCUACACCUAUAACAGCUACACCUCCACCAAAUACAACUCCACCAAAUACAACUCCACCAGCUACACCUAUAACAGCUACACCUCCACCAGCUACAACUCCACCAGCUACACCUCCAUCAGCUUCACCUAUAACAGAUACACGUAUAACAGCUACAACUCCACCAACUACACCUCCACCAGCUACACCUAUAAUGGCUACACCUCCACCAAGUACAACUCCACCAGCUACACCUAUAACAGCUACAACUCCAUCAGCUACACCUCAACCAGCUACACCUAUAACAGCUACACCUCCACCAACUACACCUCCACCAACUACACCUCCACCAACUACAACUCCACCAGCUACACCUCAACCAGCUACACCUCUAACAACUACACCUCCACCAGCUACAAAUAUAACAGUUACAACUCUACCAGCUACACUUAUAACAGAGUUCCUUCAAACUGUCAGAGGAACAUCAACCUGUUGGUCUCUGACCCAGAUGGAGACGACGUCAGAUGCAGAUAUGCAGCUGAUCCAGAGUGUAACACCUGCACUCCUCCUUCUGUCCUCAAUGUUUCAUCU